CUUUGCGUGCGUGUACACUCCGUGCCAUUUGAUAUGAGCACACUUCGGUACCGCAAUACCGGAGAUGAACUGGCUCGGAUGCUUCUGGCAUUUGCGUCGGUGCGCUGCAAGCUCCGCUGGCACUAUACCUCCUUCCGGGUGCCGUGAUCUAGAAAUCCACUAGUCGUCAUUUCAAGCCGAGACCGGCGUGUGGUAAGUACCAAACAUUGAAAUUCACCCAAAAUAUGGUGUCGAAGCCAAUCCUGAGCUCGCGACCUUCACGAACACUGUUCACUACUAAAGAUAGUGUCCAUUUCCAAUUUGCUCCCGGGUCGAACAGAUCAUCUAAAUAUGCCUGCAGCGAGCUACUUUAUGGGCAGGUGCAUUCGAUCUCAAAUGUAACCGAC
Molecule: messenger RNA, 386 nt
Organism: Mycena citricolor
Lineage: Eukaryota; Fungi; Basidiomycota; Agaricomycetes; Agaricales; Mycenaceae
Source: the annotation of a GenBank genome assembly